CCUGCCAAUUGUUUAGGCAAGUCUUCAGGACGCGAGAUUUUGCAUGCACAUCCGAAGUAGGUACUCGCAUCAACCAACCAAGGCGAACGCAAAGCGAGCUCUAUUUAACCGCAUUCUGGAGCUGGGGCCUCCACAGUUGACUCAGAUAUUAUAUAGCAAUGUUUGUACCUGCAGAAACAGUUGGCGGCGUACUUACUGCAUCGGGCUGUAGCUGCGAGCCCUUUAAUCUGGUCAAGGGCAAUCAACAUGGAGUUUAGCAAACGACGGGUGCUGGAAUUAUCCAUGAGCCGCCGUAUCCACGCCGCACAUCGGACUGGGGUGGGCAAAAUCUGGAAUCCAUGACAAACCAGAUAUCCGAGAGCUAUAUAUCGAUGAAGAUACUAUGGGCACUCGUUGGCUAACAGCAGGCGCAUCAAGCUUCGGCGACUCACCAAUACAUCUCCGCCCGCCUCAGUUCCACCGCGCCCAUGCUUUUCUUCAAGGCCAAGAGCGCGGUCUUGAUCCUAAGCGCUGCCACUGCCGCAACUGCUUCCGUGGACGACACAGCAUCCACAUGUAACACACAGCGGUUCCUCACCGUUUCGACGUCCAACGGCCCAGUUAUAGGCCACGCUGCUUCCAACUCAGACUGCGUUAUCGAGUACCUAGGCAUUCCCUUUGCACAACCACCUGUUGGAGACCUGCGAUUCGCGCCACCUGCUAAGAUCACGUCCAAGAGUUCUUAUGAGGCGACCAAUUAUGGAGCUGAUUGUCCUCUGACGCCUUCAAAGCCUGUGGCCUAUCCCGGAUUCACGCCUCAAGCGCAGCAGAUUGUCAAUUAUUUCGCCUCGGCCGCAGGCACACCCCAGAGCGAGGACUGCCUUACUCUGAACAUUUGGUCGAAGGCGACGCAGAAUUCACUGAAGGCAACGAAGCCCGUGCUGGUCUUCUUUUACGGCGGCAGGUUUACCAUUGGAAACACCGAUAGCCCUUUUUACACCGGCAAAUACUUCGCCGACGCCGAGGACAUCGUGGUCGUCACCGUCAACUACCGACUCAAUAUCUUUGGUUUCCCGGGUGCCCCAGGCUCGACUCAAAAUCUCGGGCUCCGCGACCAGCGAGCCGCUGUUGAAUGGGUACGCGACAACAUCAAGCAAUUCGGCGGCGAUCCAAACAGGAUUACCAUCUCUGGCCAGUCCGCCGGUGGUGUGGCGGUAGAUUACUGGACCUAUGCAUACGAGAAGGACCCCAUUGUCAACGGUGUCAUUGCGCACUCGGGCAACGUUUUCAGCUUUCCCGUCAAUGCCCCCGGUGUCCCUGAAAAGAACUGGGAUACUGUUGUGGCUGCUGUGAACUGUGCCUCUGCUUCCGAUGUCAUGGCCUGUAUGCGUGAGGCAGAUUGGCAAGCUAUCAAAGCCGCCGCAGCCGGCAUCAAGCCUACACCAAGCACCAGUGUCCUGCGUUCCAUUCCUGCGUUCUACCCAAUGCCAGAUGAGGAGAUUGUGUUUUCGGAUUAUGUCAACUUAACCAGCUCUGGUAGCUUUGCAAAGGUGCCCAUGCUGCUGGGAAACAACCAUGAUGAAGAUGGAUAUUAUCGUAUCCCUGCCUAUGCCGCCGGAAUCAUACCGACGGAUGCCCAAGUCGCGUCUUUUCUCCUCGAGUCUUUCACCUGCCCCGUUUCUCACCAGGCUAGUGCUCGCCGAGCUCAUGGCGUGCCAGCCUGGGCUUACCGAUACAUGGCUGAUUGGAACAAUACUCGUUUGUACCCUACCAGCGGCGCGUAUCAUGGAGUCGACCUACACAUGAUUUUUGGAGCGUCAGCAGAUGUCAGUGGCUUGCCUACAACUGCGGACCAGAGGAGUCUGACGAAGCUGAUGCAGCACGCCUGGUACUCCUUCAGCAAUAAUCCAUCGUCUGGGCUUAGAAGCAUUGGGUGGCCUCAGUUCAACCAGAAAACGGACUCAUUGAUAGUCCUUGGUCAGAACAAUGCUCCCAAAGCACAAUUUGUGCACCCGUCAAUUUUCAACUCUCCAUGCCCCAAUGUGACAUUAGCAGGUUCAGGAACAGUUGGAUCAGCAAUAGCAAAUUGAUUAUCACCGCCACAAUAAAUGUAUGGAAUGGGAGGCUCAAAAUGAAUGAUACAAGUUAUGCUAGAUACGUACGACCUAUAAAUUGAUCACGCCAGAUUUCCUGAUACUAAGAGAUUACUUAAUUCCACAAGUAUAUAAUCAGGACUGCCAAAACAAAAAAGCUACGUGUAAAAAUAGACUACAGUAUACAUAUUCAUCGC
This is a messenger RNA of Trichoderma asperellum CBS 433.97, 2269 nucleotides long. RefSeq lists its product as uncharacterized. The record is from RefSeq and is a predicted model, not a curated record. NCBI's taxonomy places the organism in Eukaryota, Fungi, Ascomycota, Sordariomycetes, Hypocreales, Hypocreaceae.